AUGGUUGUAAAAAUUGAUAAUGUGGAGUAUCCUUUAGUUUUGAGAGAAGAUCCCUUGGGCCCUUUCAGCUUGGUCACGAAUCUGGAAGUUUCAAAGGAAACGAAAAGUGAUGAUACCUUUUUCGAAGAAGAAUGGAGAGAGGGAGAGGAUGGAUUUGGUGACGGUGAAGGAAACAUCGGUGGUGGAGAAACUCAUUUCCAGGAAUCCCACUCUCGGUCCACAUUGGAAGCUAAAGAAGAGGGUGCAUGGUGUUGCCUUUUGGUCUAUAAGAAGAAGCAAUCUAAUAAAUGUGAUAAAGACAAAUUGGGAUCAUAUUGCGAUGAGAGAUUUGGAAGAGCAACUCAAAGAUACCACAAAGUGAUCAAUCAAGCGAUCAUAUGGCAUAAAAGUGAUGCAAAAAGAAGAUUCAAAUUGAUGGAUAUAUGA
Vicia faba (fava bean) is the source of this 426-nucleotide messenger RNA. The record is from the annotation of a GenBank genome assembly. Lineage: Eukaryota; Viridiplantae; Streptophyta; Magnoliopsida; Fabales; Fabaceae.